CAGCCUCGGGUGCAGGCGCGUGGGGGCCGGCCGGCGCGGUGCCUUCCGCCCUUCUGCAGCCAUCUGCAUAUUUUUCUUUCUUUUUCGCAAUUUUGAAUUAUUUUGCAGGACGAGGGGUUCGAGGCAGGUGAGAGCAUCCUGCACGUCGCCGAGGAGCCUGCGGGCACUUGGCGCGCUCUCCGGGGACCGCCUGCACUGGGAACCCGAAAGUUUUUUGUUUUUAUUUUCUCAUGCAGAUGUAUUUUUAAAGAUAUAAGUAAUUUUUUCUUGUCUCCACCGCCUUGAAAGCGAGUACUUUUGGCAAGAACGGAGGAAAAAGCUCAGCAACAUUUUGGGGGGUGGUUGGGUUGUUUUUUUUUUAAGAAAAACAUUUGAGUGCAUCGCGAUGGAGAAAAUGUCCCGACAGCUCCCCCUGAAUCCCACCUUUAUUCCACCUCCCUACGGCGUGCUCAGGUCCUUGUUGGAGAACCCGCUGAAGCUCCCCCUUCAUCACGAAGACGCAUUUAGUAAAGAUAAAGACAAGGAAAAGAAGCUGGAUGAUGAGAGUAAUAGUCCGACGGUCCCCCAGUCGGCGUUCUUGGGACCCACCUUAUGGGACAAAACCCUUCCCUAUGACGGAGAUACUUUCCAGUUGGAAUACAUGGACCUGGAAGAGUUUCUGUCGGAAAACGGCAUUCCCCCCAGCCCGUCGCAGCAUGACCACAGCCCUCACCCUCCGGGGCUACAGCCGGCUUCCUCCACGGCCCCCUCCGUCAUGGACCUCAGCAGUCGGGCCUCUGCACCCCUUCACCCUGGCAUCCCGUCCCCAAACUGUAUGCAGAGCCCCAUCAGACCAGGUCAGCUGUUGCCAGCAAACCGCAAUACACCGAGUCCCAUUGAUCCUGACACCAUCCAGGUCCCUGUGGGUUAUGAGCCAGACCCGGCAGAUCUUGCCCUCUCCAGCAUCCCUGGCCAGGAAAUGUUUGACCCUCGCAAACGCAAGUUCUCUGAGGAGGAACUGAAGCCACAGCCCAUGAUUAAGAAAGCGCGCAAAGUCUUCAUCCCUGAUGAUCUGAAGCAGGAUGACAAGUACUGGGCCCGGCGUAGGAAGAACAACAUGGCAGCCAAGCGUUCCCGCGACGCCAGGCGGCUGAAGGAGAACCAGAUCGCAAUCCGGGCAUCCUUCCUGGAGAAGGAGAACUCGGCCCUGCGCCAGGAGGUGGCUGACUUGCGGAAGGAGCUGGGCAAAUGCAAGAACAUACUUGCCAAGUACGAGGCCAGGCACGGGCCCCUGUAGGAUGGCAGUCUUGCGGGCUGGCUUUCCAGUAGAUGGACAGUGUGUUUCCCGCCUGAUAGCACCACGCCCGAACCAACCUUUCUGACAUCAGCACUUUACCAGAGGCAUAAACACGACUGAUGCACAUUCUGGUGUGCGUGCACGCGCACGCGCGCUUGUGCUCCCGUGAGGUCCGCCGUGCGCGCGUGUGCCUUUGCACUCGCCACGCUAAGGUAGCCCUCUCCUCAUCUUUCAGCUCUGAAAAAGAAAGGUGCCGUGUUUUUACUGGACUGUGGAGACGCCUCAUGGGGUCUCCUGCCCCUCCCUCCUCCCCCAUUCCUGUUCCUUCCCGCGUCACUCUCUGGUGGCUCCGGCCUGCUCUUCCAGGACCUUCUGCUGGGCUCCACCAAGCAGGGCCCUGGUAAAAUACUAGAUCUCAGUUGUCAAGACUACGAGCUCUUGUUUCUGUUUAAUCUGUAAGUUACCAUGCUAAUAAGGUGCACAGAAAUCACUUAGCACUACACUGCAGCGCUCGCUCGCGCUCUCUCUCUUCAGUUAUAGGUUGCUUUCCUCAUAUUUUCAGUUUUGGUGAUAAUUGUCUUCAAAUUUCAAGUGCUGUUUAGAUUUAUUAGAUCCCAUAUUUACUUACUGCUAUUUACUAAGUUUCCUUUUAAUUCUACCAACCCCAGGUAAGUAAGAGUACUAUUCUAGAACACAGAGUGUGUUUUUGCACCGUCUGUACCUAAAGCAAUAAUCCUAUUGUGCGCUAGAGCAUGCUGCCUGAGUAUUACUAGUGGACAUAGGAUAUGUUCCCUACCUAAGAAUUUCACUGUCUUUUAAAAAACGAAAAUUACAGUAAUGCAUUUGAGCAUGCCCAGAACAUCCCCAGGACAAGGAAGCAGAGGGAAAUGCCAGGUCUAAGAACGAGGGAUUAAUUUAUCAGUGUAGGAGCCAAAAAAAAAAAAAUUGCAUCUUGGAACAGCUUUUGACAUUGAUGUGUUUGCUUUUGUUUUCUCCGCUCUCCCCUCCCCCACUUUUCUAGUUCCCUUUUUCCAUACUCCUCUUGAUAUUCAAAACAAUUACUUAAGAUUCAGUUUUCCCCGUUUUUUGGUAAUAUAUAUAUUUUUGUGAAUUAUACCUUGCUGUUUUUAAAAAUCAGUUAACUAAGUUAAUACGUUGAUGUUUUGUAAGACCCCUUUUCCUAGUGGUGUCAUUUUUGAAUGCUUCAUAAAUUAAUGAUUCUGGAGCUUAUGUUUCUUAUUUUCUGUUUGCUUUUUGAAAGUAUGUGCUCUUUUAAAGAGGACUUCUGAAAAAUGAAUGUAAAAGACACUGGUGUAUCUCAGAAGAGGAUGGUGUUGUCACAAACUGUGGUUAAUCCAAUCAAUUUAAAUGUUUACUAUAGACCAAAAGGAGAGAUUAUUAAAUUGUUUAAUGUUUAUACAGAGUAAUUAUAGGAAGUUCUUUUUUGUACAGUAUUUUUCAGAUAUAAAUACUGACAAUGUAUUUUGGAAGACAUAUAUUAUAUAUAGCAAAGAGAAAAGGAAAACUAUUCCAUGUUUUAAAAUUAUAUAGCAAAGAUAUAUAUUCAUCAGUGUUGUACAGAGAAGAAGCGCUUGGGGGUUUUUGAAGUCUUUAAUAUUUUAAGCCUAUCACUGAUACAUCAGCAUGUUUUAUGCUUUAAAUUAAAAUUUUAUGACAGUAUCGAAGCUUGGUGUGACAAAUCCCGCUCUAAAAUAUAUAAGGAGCUUUCUUGUUUCCUGUUAGGUCUCAGAAGGAAGUCAGUUAACGUCACCCAAAAGCACAAAGUGGAUGUUAGUCAAAUAUUUAUUGGCUGAUACAGUGUUUUUUAGGAAAAGCAUCUGCCAUGAAAACGUUCAUUUCAAAGUUACAAGUUUCUGGAAUGAAAUACCACCGCAAGCACCCCAAACAAUCCUGUUCCCCUCUGUGGGCACGUGCGUCUUAUGCAGUAUAAGGUUGACAUCGGUGUCACAUGUAUGGUUUAUAAUUUGGUAGAUGUUUUGACCUUAAAGAUGAUUGUUCUUUUGUUUGACCAAGUUGUGUAAUGUUAAGAGAUUCUGCUGUUAUUGCAAAGAAACAUUUUGUGCUAGAUUAAAACACCCUUCAUCAAUGGGAUUUUCUAGUCUCCUGCCUCCAGAGUAUCUAAUUCUUGAGUGGCCUGGUGGUCCCCUUGUCCAUCCACCAGCAACGCUUCUGUCUCAGUGUCAUAGUCUUGGGAAAUCUGACUAGAAGGAUAUUUCUACUAGAUAGUCAUUUUGUCCCGAGCUACAGAUUACGGUAGGACACGCGAGAGCAUUGGAAUCGAAAGGCAUUGUUCAGGUAUACAACGAAGAAAAGAAACAAAACCUUUGGCCAAAUUAAGCCAAACUGAAUAAGCGAAAUUCAGGCACAGACACGGGUGGACGCAGGGUUGGCUCUUUUAUAGGUAGAGAGACCAGAGGCAGCAGAAUUAUUCAGGGACAGGAGUUGCUAAAACGAAGACAAGCCCGUGUCUUCAGAGGAAAUAAAAAGAUCAUAAUAAAAUGUAGUCUGUGGUGUGCCAGCAGAGGUUUCACAAACCUACCUCGUCUUGAAAUCUUCAAAUCUUCGGAGUCCGUCCACGUGCCUUAUGUGAAGGUCGCUGUCCCACACACACAUGAACACUCAUUCCUGCGCUCGCCGCCUUCUGUCGGGGGCGGUUAACCAGUCAACAAGGCAGUUCUGCUCCAUGGUGUCGGAAGCCGCGGCCCGAUUUGGAAUGACUCGGAUCAGCCAGGGUCAGAGGAGCUCUGCAGACCACAGCUAUUAAAAGAGUCCUGUUGUCAUUUUUCACCUUUUCAUCAGAAGCAUCUCUCGGAGAUUAAUUACUUGGCCAUUAAAAAUGAAUCCAAAUCCUACCGUGCCAACAUCGAGACACAAUUUGGAAUGAGCGGCCUGACUUCCUGACAAGGUCGCGGAGUCAUUUCUGUGGACUUAGACAUGCCGAGAAAGGCAAAACCUGUCCCGCCUCAUGCAGUUUGAGGCUGCAGGUGGGGAAUAGGAGGCUGGAAGAGAUCACGUCCUUCUCUGGAGAAGAGGCCACCUUCCGACCCUUCAAAACAUUCAGUGGGCAAGACUGUGCUAGGCCUUUCAUCUUCCUGUGCGACAGGCCUGGGGGAAGCCAUCCCUCGAAGAAGAAGGACCUUUGUCCCAGGAGCGUGCAGAUGGGAUGGGGCGUUGGGUGGGUAGGACGCUGUGCCAGAGAACCCAGGGUUGCCUCCCGAUUCGCCGGCUUUGUGAGGAACACACAAUAAUUCUAAAUGUGCACUUAAAAGGUCUUGAGCCUAAAAGAAUUUUAAGUGGAGCUUCUCUCUUCCACUCACCCCUGAGGAAAACAACGGGCAUUCUGUAACAUGCAGAGGUAUACUUGUAUUUUUAUGGUUGUUUAUCUGAUUUCCCCCUGGAGUUCCUUUUAGGAAAACUCAGCCUUUGUCAGAGUUCGUCAGAGCCGUCCCAAGCCAGCCUGGCUUGGCUCGUGAGCCUGUGUGGAGUGCGGGUGCUCGGGUUUAACCCGGACUCAGCAAGCUGCAGGUGACGGAGCACCUUGUGCUAGACAGACAUCUGCUCUCAGGGUGGGGCUCCCCGCUGGGGCUCUUGGGCCCCCCUGGGGAGGCCAAGGUCUCCUCCUCAUUUUCUCUACAAUUAAUAAUGUCAUUUUAAAAAUGAGCAAAGCCUUAUCCUAGAUCUCGAUUGGAUUAGAUAUGACAACUGAAGUCAGUGCAUUGUGCAGAGGGCCAAGUGUAUGUGUGUGUGUGUGUGUGUGUGUGUGUGUGUGUGUGUGUGUGUGAAUAUUUAAGUCGAAUCAUAACAUCUUUAAUUUUGGAGAACCUUCCCAAACAUAACAACCACCAUAAUCAUUAUCUGUUUGGCAACACCACAAAGGUUGCAUCGGUUAAACAGGUACAAGUUCACGUGAGGUCAGUUUAAUUGUACACCAUGAUAUUGGUGGUGUUUAUGCUGUUAAGUCCAAACCCUUAUCUGUCUGUUAUUCUUAAUGCUUAAUAAACUUUGAAUUUGUUCCUUUC
Molecule: messenger RNA, 5316 nt
Organism: Suricata suricatta (meerkat)
Lineage: Eukaryota; Metazoa; Chordata; Mammalia; Carnivora; Herpestidae
Gene: HLF
Product: HLF transcription factor, PAR bZIP family member
Exons: 4
Coding region: 386-1276 (296 amino acids)
Biological process (GO): regulation of transcription by RNA polymerase II
Cellular component (GO): nucleus
Molecular function (GO): DNA-binding transcription factor activity, RNA polymerase II-specific; RNA polymerase II cis-regulatory region sequence-specific DNA binding
Source: RefSeq, a predicted model, not a curated record